This is a messenger RNA of Sporothrix brasiliensis 5110, 1416 nucleotides long. RefSeq names its product mating-type alpha-pheromone receptor. NCBI's taxonomy places the organism in Eukaryota, Fungi, Ascomycota, Sordariomycetes, Ophiostomatales, Ophiostomataceae. Gene Ontology annotation, biological process: G protein-coupled receptor signaling pathway. The record is from RefSeq and is a predicted model, not a curated record. Gene Ontology annotation, cellular component: G protein-coupled receptor homodimeric complex; membrane. The transcript has 2 exons. Gene Ontology annotation, molecular function: mating-type factor pheromone receptor activity; pheromone binding. Bases 1 to 1416 code for a protein of 471 amino acids.
AUGGCCUCUUCUGCUCCCCCCGCGGCCGGCCCGGCCUCGUCCCCCUUUGACCCCUUCAACCAGACGUUCUAUCUCACGGGCCCCGACAACACGACCGUCCCCGUUUCGGUGCCCCAAGUCGACUACAUCUGGCACUACCUCAUCGGCACGAGCAUCAACUAUGGCAGCCAGAUUGGCGCCUGUCUCCUCAUGCUGCUCGUCAUGCUGACCCUGACGUCCAAGUCGCGCUUCUCGCGCGCCGCCACCCUCAUCAACGUCGCCUCUCUGUUGAUUGGCGUGAUCCGCUGCGUGCUGCUCGCAGUGUACUUUACGUCGUCGCUGACGGAGUUCUACACCCUCUUCGUCGGCGACUACAGCCAGGUGCGGCGCUCGGACUUGUGCGUCUCGGCCGUGGCCACCUUCUUCUCGCUGCCCCAGCUGGUCCUGAUCGAGGCCGCGCUGUUCUUGCAGGCCUACUCGAUGAUCAAGAUGUGGCCGUCCUUGUGGCGCGCCGUGGUCUUGGCCAUGUCCGUGGUCGUCGCCGUGUGCGCCAUUGGCUUCAAGUUCGCGUCGGUGGUGAUGCGCAUGCGCGCGACCCUGAACUUGGACGACUCCCUCGAUUUCUGGCUCGUCGAGGUCGACCUUGCCUUCACGGCCACAACCAUCUUCUGGUUCUGCUUCAUCUUUAUCAUCCGGCUCGUCAUCCACAUGUGGGAGUACCGCAGCAUCCUUCCGCCCAUGGGUAGCGUGUCCGCCAUGGAGGUGCUCGUCAUGACCAACGGUGUCCUGAUGCUGGUGCCGGUCAUCUUCGCUGCGAUCGAGAUCAACGGGCUCUCGUCGUUCGAGUCUGGUUCGCUCGUCUAUACGUCCGUCAUUGUCCUGCUGCCUCUUGGCUCGCUCAUCGCCCAGGCCAUGACGCGCCCCGACGGCUACGUCCAGCGCACAAACACCAGUGGUGCCAGCGGCGCGUCCGGCGCCCACCCUGGCCGCAAUGGUAGCGGCCAUGGUGGUCACGGCGGCGCCUACAGCCGUGCCAUGACCAACACGCUCAACACGCUCGACACGCUCGACACCGUGGACAGCAAGAUAGGCAUCAUGCACCACCACCACCACCACAGAAACCACAGCAACGGCAUGAGCAAGAACAAUGCCAACUCCGGUACCUGGUCGCACGCGUCGGACGCUAACAGCACCAACGCCAUGAUCGCGGGCGGCAUUGCCACGCAGGUCCGCAUCCAGGCCAACCAGUCCAGCCUGGGCAAUGCGGGCAUGUCUGGCGGAUCUGGGGCGCCCAACAGCCACACACGCAACAACAGCCUGGCCGCCAUGGACCCCGUUGAGAAGCAGCUGCAUGACAUUGAUGCAACACCGCUGUCGGCAAGCGAUUGCCGCGUGUGGGUCGACCGCGAGGUGGAAGUGCGGCGGGACAUGGUGUGA